Periophthalmus magnuspinnatus is the source of this 831-nucleotide messenger RNA. RefSeq names its product methionine sulfoxide reductase B2 (gene msrb2). The transcript is spliced from 5 exons. Bases 118 to 675 code for a protein of 185 amino acids. The record is from RefSeq and is a predicted model, not a curated record. Gene Ontology annotation, biological process: response to oxidative stress; protein repair. Gene Ontology annotation, molecular function: peptide-methionine (R)-S-oxide reductase activity. Gene Ontology annotation, cellular component: cytoplasm. NCBI's taxonomy places the organism in Eukaryota, Metazoa, Chordata, Actinopteri, Gobiiformes, Gobiidae.
CCAUCCAGCGCAAACUAGCAGCGUUAUGCACUCAAAGCAGCAGGCGCACUUGGCACAGUAAGCCCAUGCACUUGACUCCACAGCCCAGACGACUCACUGCACAGACAGACAACAAAAAUGUCCCGAUUCGCCACUCGUCUUUUUGCGCUCGUUUCCCAAGCUCCGGUUAGAAAUUUUGCGUUACCAAGAAAAAACUCCGUAUUGGUGCGUCUUUUAAGCACAAAUAAAGCUAUUCACUCUCUCACUCGCUAUAAUGAGACCACAGACUGGCAAAAGAAGCUGAGCCCAGAGGAGUAUGUGGUGACCAGAGAGAAGGGGACCGAGGAGCCCUUCAGUGGCCUCUACCUCAACCAUAAUGAAGUGGGAAUGUACCACUGUGUGUGCUGUGAGGCUCCACUCUUCAGCUCAGAGGCAAAGUAUGAUUCUGGCACAGGCUGGCCCUCAUUCAAAGAGGCUCAUGGGACAUGGGAGGGGGACGAGAGCCUCACCUCUAUCAUCCGUCGCCCUGACAACAGUCUGGGCAGCGCUGGCACAGAAGUCCUUUGUAAAAAUUGUGACGCUCACCUUGGACAUGUGUUUGAGGAUGGACCUGACCCAACAGGACACCGCUUCUGCAUCAACAGUGUGGCCCUAAAGUUUAAACCCAGAGACAAUAACAAACCUAAAGAAGACUGAACACACAUGGACUAAAUAAGCAAAAGACAAUUUUCAUAUUUCAUUCAUCUUUGUCUAUAUUUUUACAGAAACUCAUCUCACAAGUUUACUUUUUUCCGAUAUUAAAUGAAGCUGUAAUGAAAUCAUAGAAGAUGCUGACUGUAUGCGCAGAAUGCA